This is a messenger RNA of Notothenia coriiceps (black rockcod), 663 nucleotides long. Its product is annotated as rab GTPase-activating protein 1-like. Gene Ontology annotation, biological process: regulation of GTPase activity. Gene Ontology annotation, molecular function: small GTPase binding; GTPase activator activity. The transcript has 7 exons. Lineage: Eukaryota; Metazoa; Chordata; Actinopteri; Perciformes; Nototheniidae. The annotation marks the transcript as partial. The record is from RefSeq and is a predicted model, not a curated record.
AUGUGGAUCCGGAGGGAGGAAUUUGAAAAGGAGGACUCUGCUCAGGAAGGUGUUAUCACUCGGGACAUCCACCGCACCUUCCCCGCACACGACUACUUUAAGGACUCUGACGGAGAUGGGCAGGAUUCACUCUACAAGAUCUGCAAGGCCUACUCCGUCUAUGAUGAGGAAAUUGGUUAUUGCCAGGGUCAGUCGUUCCUCGCUGCUGUUCUCCUGCUGCAUAUGCCAGAGGAACAGGCCUUCUGUGUUUUGGUAAAGAUCAUGUAUGAGUAUGGCCUCAGAGCUCUCUACAAAAACAACUUUGAGGAUCUUCACUGUAAGUUUUACCAGCUGGAGAGGCUGAUGCAGGAGCAGCUUCCAGACUUGUGGUCCCACUUCCAGGAGCUGAACCUGGAGGCACACAUGUACGCCUCCCAGUGGUUCCUCACACUCUUCACUGCCAAGUUCCCCCUGUGCAUGGUUUUCCACAUCACUGACCUGCUGCUCUGUGAGGGAUUGAACAUCAUUUUCAACGUAGCCCUGGCCCUGCUCAAGACGUCUAAAGAGGACCUCUUGCAGGCAGACUUUGAAGGGGCUCUUAAGUUCUUCAGAGUCCAGCUCCCCAAACGCUACCGAGCUGCGGAGAACGCCCGCAGGCUUAUGGAGCAGGCCUGCAACAUCAAG